This is a messenger RNA of Chanos chanos (milkfish), 1311 nucleotides long. RefSeq names its product butyrophilin subfamily 3 member A3-like. Gene Ontology annotation, biological process: regulation of cytokine production; T cell receptor signaling pathway. Lineage: Eukaryota; Metazoa; Chordata; Actinopteri; Gonorynchiformes; Chanidae. The annotation marks the transcript as partial. Gene Ontology annotation, cellular component: external side of plasma membrane. The record is from RefSeq and is a predicted model, not a curated record. The transcript has 5 exons. Gene Ontology annotation, molecular function: signaling receptor binding.
AUGAAUUCACCUCUUGCAAUCUUUCUCUUCCUUCACUGCAUUCCUGUGUCCAAAUCAGAUCAGUUUCAGGUUGUUGGUCCAGAUGGUCCUCUUCUUGUUGAAGCUGGUGAAGAUGUGAUUCUGCCCUGUUCUCUCAAACCCAACAUCAGUGCUGUGGACAUGACAGUGGAGUGGUUUAGACUCCAUACAUCAGACUCACUGGUGCAUUUAUACAAAGAUGGUGUUGACAAUAACGAAAAUCAGAUUCAGUCUUACAGAGGGAGGACAUCACUGUUUAAAGAUGAAUUGCAGAAAGGCAACACUUCAUUAAAACUCUUCAGAGUGAAAGUUUCUGAUGAGGGGGAGUAUAAAUGUUUUGUUCGGUCUGAAAGCUCAUAUGAUGAUAUCACCUUUCAAGUCAAUGUUGAAGUUGUGGGAACCCACCCAGUGAUCUCAUUGGAGGGCUACAGUAAAGGUGGGGGACUCAGUCUACUGUGUGAAACUAAAGGCUGGAGGCCUGAACCUGAAGUUGUGUGGCUGGACGGUGAGGGAACCAGACUACCUGCUGAAGAUACAGAGACACUCAGAGACACAGAAAGUUUCUCUGUUAGACAUCGUAUCACAGUACAAGACAGUAACACCUACUACUGCAGAGUCAUACUGGGCAACCACAUGAAGGAGACAGAGAUUGUCAUCUCAAGCUUUAUUAAUCCAAAUAUUUUACAUUCUGUUCUUUCAGAGAUUGAGAGGAGACGACUACAUACAGCAGUAUUCUCCACAUUUUCCACAGUUGAUGUGACUCUGGAUCCUGAUACAGCUCACCCUGAACUCGACCUGUCUGAUGAUGGAAAAGAAGUGGCACAUGGAGUCAAACGACUGGAUCUCCCUGACAACCCAGAGAGAUUUAACUAUUGGUUCAGUGUCCUGGGAAAGAAGGGAUUCACCACAGGGAGAUUUUACUAUGAGGUGGAAGUCACUGGGAAAACUGAUUGGACAUUAGGAGUCAUCAGAGAGUCCAGAAGCAGGAAGGGGGAAACUGAACAGAAUCCUAAACAUGGAAUUUGGACUGUGAGGCUGAGGAAUGGGAAUAAGUAUGAGGCUAUGGAUGGUGUCCCUGUCCUCCUCUCUCUGAAACAGACGCCUCAGAAGGUGGGGGUGUUUGUGGACUAUGAAGAGGCUGUGGUCUCUUUUUAUGAUGUGGAAGCCAACUCUCAUAUCUACUCUUUCAUGGGUCAGUUGUUUGGUGAGAAAAUCUAUCCAUACUUCAAUCCCUAUUUCAAUCGUAGAGGUGAAAAUUAUGCUCCACUGAUCAUCACUCCUGUCAGUCACACU